GGUGCCUAGAGGCUGCGGGAACACGGCGUCGGGGCCUCCAGACACAAAGAGCUGCCGGCAGGACGCAGGGUGCGUGCAGUGCGCGCGCCAGCGCCCUUGGCUCGCGCCAGUGUGUGCCAAGCGCGGGGGAGACCAGAGGCACCCACUGCCCAGCCUGCUAUGGGAUGGGUGAAGAAGAAGAGAACCACUAUGUUUCACAGCUCAAAGAAGUCUACAGCAGCUGUGACACCACAGGGACAGGCUUUCUGGACCGGGAAGAGCUGACCCAGCUCUGCCUUAAGCUUCAUCUGGAAAAGGAGCUGCCCAUCCUUCUGCAAACACUUCUUGGAAAUGACCACUUUGCCAGGGUUAACUUUGAGGAAUUUAAGGAAGGUUUUGUGGCAGUGUUGUCAUCAAAUGUUGGUGCUGGCCCCUCGGAUCAAGACAGUAGUUCCUUGGAAUCUACUGCUUCACGUGCUGUCCCGCCAAAGUAUGUGAGUGGCUCUAAAUGGUAUGGUCGCUGGAGCUGCCCUGAGCCUGAGCCAUGUGGCUCUGCAACAGGAGCCAAAUGUUUACCAGAACAGCAGGCGAGGGCCACUGGAAGAGGCCAGCUCCGCCGCUCUGCAUCUCUGGAAAGUGUGGAGAGUCUCAAGUCAGAUGAAGAAGCUGAAAGUGCUAAAGAACCUCAGAAUGAGUUGUUUGAAGCACAAGGCCAGCUGCCAGCUUGGGGUUCUGAGGUCUUCAGAUGCCUCCAGAAGCCCUGCAGCCUCUCCCUGGACACCCCUGAGAGCCGGGUUCGUGGCAUCUGGGAAAAGCUAGGUGUUGGCAGUAACGGCCACCUCAGCGAGCAGGAGCUGGCUGUGGUCUGCCAAAGCAUCGGGCUCCAGGCACUGAAGAAGGAGGAACUGGAGGACCUGUUUAACAAACUGGAUCAAGAUGGAGACGGCAGAGUGAGUCUUGAGGAAUUCCAGCUUGGCCUAUUCAAUCACGGGCCCACUUCACUUCCAGAGUCUUCCACUCCCAUCAAACCAAGCAUGUCCUGGUCUCAUCACCAGGUCCUGGAGGAGGGCAGCUGCCAGACUGCCACAACAUCAUCCCUGGUGUCCGUGUGCUCAGGCCUGCGCCUCUUGUGCAGUAUUGAUGAUGGCACCGGCUUUGCCUUUCCUGAGCAGCUCAUCACCCUGUGGGCCCAGGAGGGGAUUCGGAACAGCAGAGAAAUCUUGCAGAGUCUUGGCUUCAGUGUGGACGAGAAGGUGAAUCUUUUGGAGCUGACCUGGGCCCUUGAGAAUGAGCUCAUGAUGGUCGGUGGUGCCACUCAACAGGCAGCCUUGGCCUGCUACCGCCAGGAGCUGAGCUUCCGCCAGGGACAAGUGGAGCAGAUGGCAAGGGAGCGAGACAAGGCGAGGCAGGACCUGGAGAAAGCUGAGAAGAGGAACCUGGAGUUUGUGCAAGAGAUGGAUGACUGUCACUCUGCCCUAGAGCAUCUCACGGAGAAGAAGAUCCAACACCUGGAGCAGGGAUACCGGGAAAGGCUGAGCCUCCUGCGGUCUGAGGUGGAGAGGGAACGUGAGCUGCUCUGGGAGCAGACCUGCAGGCAGACAGCUGUGCUGGAGAAGGACCUGGAGCGUCUGCGGGGCGAGGAGGCCAACCUACGUGGGAAGCUGACUCUGGCGCUGAAGGAAAACAGUCGAUUACAGAAGGAGAUUAUUGAAGUGGUGGAAAAGCUUUCGGAAUCAGAGAAGCUGGUCUUGAAAUUGCAGAAUGACCUGGAAUUUGUGUUGAAGGACAAGCUGGAGCCACAGAGUACAGAGCUCCUGGCCCAGGAGGAGCGGUUUAUAGAGGUCCUAAAGGAGUACGAGCUCAAGUGCCGGGACCUGCAGGACCACAACGACGAGCUGCAAACUGCACUGGAAGGUCUGCGGGCACAGCUGCCUCCGAGUUGGCAUGGCCGUCCCCGUGCACAGCCAGAGGAACGGCUGCUGUCUGGACAUGGCCCAACAGGCAUCACUUCAUUUGUGGGUGAUUGCAUUCCAGUGAGUUUAGAAACCGAGAUAAUGAUGGAGCAGGUGAAGGAACACUACCAAGACCUCAAGAUCCAGCUGGAGACCAAGGUAAAUUCCUAUGAAAGGGAAAUGGAGGUGAUGAGAAGGGACUUUGCAAAGGAGAGGGAGGAAAUGCAGCAGGCCUUCAGGCUUGAGGUCCGUGUGUUGGAGUGCAGGAGGGCCGACCUGGAGGUGCUGCUCAUGAAGUCUCAGGAGCUCAUCCGAGGCCUGCAGGACCAGCUCCAGCAGGCUUCCCACAGCCCCUUGACAGAGAGGGCAGUGUUGGGACAGUGCUGUGCACAGGCGCUAUCUGGCCCAGCCCAGCGGCUGGCCCAGGAACAGGACCCACUGAAGCAGGAGCAGCGCCAGAGGCAUCGGAAGGAGCUUCAGCGAGUCAGGAAAGAGGCAGAAGUUGAGUUGAACCACAAGCUCUCAAGGACGGAAUCCUUACAGCAGACUGCCCACUGUAAGGACUUAGCGCUGCAGCAUCAGCAGGAGAAGGAAGAGCAGAAACACCUGCUGCAAGUCCAUGAGGUGAUAGAGCAGCAUGAUCUGGAGAAGGAGUGGAGGGAGGGCAAAGGGAAGGAGAUCCUCCCACUCUGUGGAAGGCAACAGCUAAAGCUGCGGGAGCUGACAGGUGAGGAGCAGAUGCAACCGUGCAGGUCCUCUGCCCUGGAGAAGGAAAGACUGGAGCUUGCCUGUAGGAAGCAAAUGGGAAAGCUUAUGCAGGAAGAAGACAUGCUGCAGGCCUGCUUGAAGGAUGGGCCAGCAGUGGCAGGUGGUGACCAAGAAGGUAUGGGUGGCCCCAUGCCCCUCUGUGCAGGCAGGAGGGAGCAGUCACUGGUGUGGCAGGAACCUGGUGCUGGGCAUGGCCAUGGGCAAGCCAGGCACAGGGAUGUGCCAGGCCGGUACUUGUGCCAUAUGGACCCCAGGCAGAGCCCAGCCCUAGACCCUGCCUUGGCCUGCAGAGGGUCCUUGGAGAACCUUGGCCUCAGAGAGGAUGGUCAGGGUGUACUUGACCCUGAGGAGGUAGCUUCUGCCCCCCCAGGGAGGUGGUUACAGGUGCAUCAACGUGGGGUGGACAAGAAAGCAGUCCUAGAGGAGCUGGUACCUCCUGCCAUUGGCCCAUCUGGUCUGAAUCAGCCUGAAGACCAGGAGCUGCUCUGGAAAACAGAGGGAGAUGCCUCACCAGCUCAGCCCCCAACAUCAGGCAGAGGAGAGACUGAGAGGCAGCCAGCCAUUCUUGAGCGAGCUGGGAACCUGAGUGGGGGGCUGGCCCCCAUGGGGAGCCAAGGGCAGGCCUUGGAGGAACAGGCCUGGUGUGGGAACAGCACCCUGGAGCAAGGGCUGCAGCACAGCAGUGACAAGGCCAAGGAGGGCACCUUGUUCUCCCACCUGCACCUUGCUGACCCCCAGGGAGCCAGGCAGGAACAGCUUGAGGUCCUGCAGGAGGAAGAGGCCAACAUGGCUCUGGAGCAAGAGAAGGAUGGCAUGAAAACCAAACUGCUACAGCUGGAGUAUGUCGUUUGGGCUCUUGAGAAAGAAGCAGAUGCAAGAGAGAACAACAGGAUCAUUAUCACAUAUGGGAAAUUUAGCAUGAAUAUGCUGCUAUUUUUAAUUUGCACUCUACAUCCAGAUUUCACCAGUUGUUUUGGUAUGUUCUUUCUAGAUUGUUCACUCACCCUAUAUCUAAUCAAGGAUCAGGCCAUGCAUUUAGUUAAUCAUAUCUCUUUAAUAUCCUUUUUUAAAAAGUUUACUUAUUGAGAGAGAGAGAGAGAGAGCGAGCGAGAGAGCGAGCAUGCAUGCUCAAGCAUGGGGCUUGAUCCCAUGAACUGUGAGAUCAUGACCUGAGCCGAAAUCAAGAAUUGGUUGCUCAACUGACUGAGCCACCCAGGUGCCCCAUAUCCUUUAAUCUAAGAGUGUAUCCAUCUUUUUUUAUUAAUUUUUUUGUCAGUGGAUGUUGACUUUUUUUUUUAUCAUGGUAAAAUAUACCUAAUGUAAAAUUAACCAUUUUAAUUGCUUUUAAGUAUAUAAUUUGGUGGCAUCAUGUAUACACAAUGUGCAGUCAUCACCACUGACUACUUCCAAAACUUUUUCAUCAUUCCAAACAGAAACUCUGUACCUAUUAAACAAUAAUUAUUGCUAGUAUUUUAUGAGGAUUUUAGCAUCAAUAUUGGUAAAGGAUAUUGGUCUCUAGUUUUCCUGUACUGUCUUUAUCUGGCUUUGAUAUCAUAGUAAUGCUGGCCCUGUGGAAUGAAUUAGGAAGUGUCCCCUCCUCCUCAAAUUUUGGAAGAGUUUGAGAAGUAUUAGCAUUUCUUCUUUAAAUGUGUGGUAGAACUCACCAGGGAAUCCUGGUAGCUCCUGGGCAUUUCUUUGUUACAAGUCGUUUGAUUAACUAACUCAAUCUCCUAACUAGUCAUAGGUCCAAUUAGAUUUUUUAUUUCUUCAUGAGUCAGUUUUGGCAUAUUGUGUGUUUCUAGGAAUUUGGACAUUGAUGUUUUUGAAAAAUCAAGACCAGGUGUUUUGCAGAAUUCCUCCAUUUGGAUGCCUGAUUUUUCCCUUGGUUAGAUUCCUUCUUAUAUCUCAUGCCUUCUUUAUAGGAUCUUUUUCUUUCUAAUGUGUAGUCUUUAGAAGUUCCCUUAGUGAAACUCUGUUGGAGUAAAUUCCCUCAAUUUCUGUUUAUCUGAAAAUGUCUCAAAAUUUCCCUCUUUUUUGAAAGAUAGUGUUCCUAGGAACACAAAUCUAGAUUUAAGGGCUGUUCUCUGCCCUUUGAACAUAUUCAGUAUCUUCAAGAUUCCACUAUUGACAUUAAGUAGUCUACUCUGUUUAGUUAUUGCUGUAUAUGUGUAUUAAUUUUCUAUGGCUGCUGUAACAAAUUACCACAAAGUUAGUGGCUUAAAACAACACAAUUUAUUAUUUUAUAGUUUUGGAGCUUAGAAGGAAAUGGGUAUGACUGGACCAAAAUUAAGAUGUUGGCAGGGUUGCCUUCCAGUAGUUAUAGAAGAUAAUUGCUCUUCUUGCCUUUUCUAGCUUCUGUGGGCUGUUUGCAUUCCUUGUUUUUGGCCCCCUUCCAUCUCUAAAGACAGUGAUGUCUGGUCAGGUCUGCCUUACAUCACAUCAUUCUGAUACCCACUAUCCUGCCCCUUCCCUCCACGUUUAAGGACCCUGUGAUUACAUUGGGCCCAUCUGGAGGAUUCAAGAUUUAUAGCUGUAGCUCAUUCAUAUGGUUCAUUGCUGUGGAGUGUUAUGUGAAUAUACUACAAUUUACUCAUUCACUUGUUGAUAGGCAAUUUGAGUAGUGUUUAGUUUGGGUUUUGGUCAUCACAAAUAGCACUGCUAAGAAAGUUCUUGUCCAUGUCUUUUGGAACAUUUAUGUUGGAGUGUACCUAAGAAUGGAAUUGUCAGGUGAUAGGGCAUAGGUGUGGUUUUCUUUCUACCUACUGUAUUUAGAAAAGCAUUGUGCCCAUUGAAUUUGUGUCUUAUGAAAAACUUCCAGCCAUUAUUUAUUUAUUCUUUUUUUUAACAUGAAAUGUAUUGUCAAAUUGGUUUCCAUACAACACCAAGUGCUCAUCCCAACAGGUGCCCUCCUCAAUACUCC
Molecule: messenger RNA, 5619 nt
Organism: Prionailurus viverrinus (fishing cat)
Lineage: Eukaryota; Metazoa; Chordata; Mammalia; Carnivora; Felidae
Gene: NINL
Product: ninein like
Exons: 18
Coding region: 165-3785 (1206 amino acids)
Biological process (GO): microtubule anchoring at centrosome
Cellular component (GO): centrosome
Molecular function (GO): calcium ion binding
Source: RefSeq, a predicted model, not a curated record